AUGACGGAAACGAACAGACUUGGAGGGCUGCUGCUGAAGAUGGCCGCAAGGCUGGGCCUAGUGGCGGCAAAUACAGGAGACGUACCAACGUACAAACGGCUCGGAUUUGGAGACUCCAUCCCGGACGUAAUGAUGACGACGGACAGAAUUCUGCCACAGGUAGGGCGGUGGCAGAUGUUUGAAGGCUACACGGCCAGCGAUCAUCAGUACAUCGCCUUCAAAGUGGCAGGAGAGACAGAGACUGCACGGACGAGGAUACAGCACCCCCCGCGGUGCAAUAUAGACAAACUCGACGUACCGAAGUUUUCGGCGGUACUGGCGGCAGCGCCGGCCCCGGUUACCGAAGUUCCACCAAAGCUGACUAGCUGGCAAGGGGUGGAAAGACUGGCAGACGAGACGGCCAAAGUGACGACGCAUCUGUGCGACAGAAAAAUGCCAAAACUACAGUGCGGACGCAACAGACCACCACAAUACUGGUGGACGAACGAAAUAACCCAGCUGCGGAAGAGUUGCCUGGCAAAACGACGACGGGUUACGAAAGCUGGCGGGAGAUACGAGAGGGAAACCCUUCAGGCCGAGUACAAGAUUCAACGAAAACGACUGACGUACGCCAUUAGAGACAGUAAGACGCGAUACCAAAAGCAGCUCUGUAAGGAGGUCGACCGCGACCCCUGGGGUGCCGGUUACGACAUUGUGACCGUUAGGCUGGGGGCCCGGAUCGUGCCAGAACUCAAAGAUGCUGAACCCGCACGACGGAUCGUCGACGGACUGUGA
Messenger RNA from Neodiprion fabricii, 774 nucleotides. RefSeq lists its product as uncharacterized. The record is from RefSeq and is a predicted model, not a curated record. NCBI's taxonomy places the organism in Eukaryota, Metazoa, Arthropoda, Insecta, Hymenoptera, Diprionidae. Bases 1 to 774 code for a protein of 257 amino acids. The transcript has a single exon.